Molecule: messenger RNA, 7298 nt
Organism: Anopheles funestus (African malaria mosquito)
Lineage: Eukaryota; Metazoa; Arthropoda; Insecta; Diptera; Culicidae
Exons: 7
Coding region: 3879-5573 (564 amino acids)
Biological process (GO): proteolysis
Molecular function (GO): serine-type endopeptidase activity
Source: RefSeq, a predicted model, not a curated record
UAUUAUGAAGACUUAUAUGUAAUGAAGUUAUGUCGUUCCGUGAAAUGAAAUAAGUUUAUUUAUCAUUUUAAAAUUAUGAUCUCAAUUAAAACUUGCUUUGGAUUAAAUCGGCAUCGUUCAAGUGUGAGCGCACAUAACUUCGAUGUACUUAAUAUGCACGAUGAAACUUUUAUCUUUAACCACACGUCCGACUGUAUUUAUCUGUGACUGUGUUUAUCAGGCAUCGUCUCGCAGAUGCUUGUUUAAUUAUCCUACAAUGAAAAAACAGUUGCUUGUCUAUCUUCACGGUUACUUUCGUUGCCCAUGGUUUGAUUAUAUCAAUCAAGACAGGUCAAACUAGAUCUUGUGUAAUGCGAUCUAGUUUCACACAAUCACCCUUUUCUCAUACUUUCUCGACUGAGAAAACAAGUGCGCAAGCGAGAAAGUACUUGUUCGUUUCAGUUCCUAUUCCGUAAUUUCAGUUACUAACCGCUCGCCACCAAGGGCAAACAUGCACGGAAACAAAUUUACAUCGCAUCAAUACCCUUUUCUGCCAUCUGCCAUCUUCCUGUAAACGGAUCAGACUCUGUUGAAUACAUCACGUUUCGUACCGACUUCCGUCGUCGCUUCUCCUUAUAUCACCCAGCAAAUGGUUCUACAUUACUUGCGAUUCGGUACACAUAUACUUAUGAGCAUAUAUUAACUUUCAGCUUUUGGUAGUACGAGCAUUAAAAUGCACGAUAUUAGUUUUUGUCACUCAUUACUCUUCUAACCUUCCUUCGCUGAUUUUUUUUACCGUUACCAUUGUCGUGUGACGAAAUAAAUCUGUGGCAAUUAAUUUGUUGCUUUCUUUUGUAAGAGUGUCUAGCAUUAUGAUGGUACGGUUUACCUUUUUUUAUUUCUCGGAUUUAGCAUAAUGCAAAAAACCACAUGAAGAUGAUUGGUUAGCAUAAGAUGAAAUUAUUUUAUUUGUGUUUAAAGCGAAACUGAGAUCUUCACAAAGUUAGCAGAGGCAUUUAAAAUGUAUUUACCAUCUAUUAGUGUUUUUUUUAUUAAUUUUUUUAUCUUUAUACCCAAAUGCGUGUCUUUGAUUCAUGCAUAUUAGUCCAUUAAUUUGUGAUAUUAGACAACCAGCAUUUUUUGUAGACAGUUUAAAGCAUUAUUGUUUUGUUUGCAGUCUGAGAUUACAUACCAAACAUAUUUAUGUUUACGGUACGGAAAUAAUAAUAUUUGAUUAGAACAUAAAUACAACACAUUUUAUGCUGUAAUACACUUUGCAAUACACAAUAAGAAUCUAGUGUUCCCCCUCUGUUUUUGUAUGAAUUCAAGCUUUUGCUUAAAAAAAUAGGCAUGUAUACCCUAGAUUACGGCUGACCGUCGGGGAGGAAGACUGAUAUCUUUCAUAAGCCGUUUACCUUUCUCCCGCCAAAGUGUUUCGACGGUGAAUGAGUAUCAAUCAAACUGUUCGCAUUUAAUCUUCUUAGAUGGACUGACGAAAUACGUUCAAAAACCAUAACCGAAAUAUUUUUAAACCCCAUUCUAAUUGGUUGGAAAAUGCAUUGAUCGGUAAAAUAAUGGAAACACAUUUUCAAGCAGUUAGCUAUUUCCAAAAAAAUCUAAUUACAGCACAUACUUAGAAUAGCUUAUUAAUAUUUGAUAAAAUGUUACAGCUAAGUAGCAAAUUCGAUAUUCUCUGGAUUGAAAACUAUCAAAAGUGGGAAUUCACGAAAGUUUCGCUGUUUUAUAAUUAUUGAACCUACUGUGGAUAGAUCGAAGAUCCGUGCCUAGCCACAUCGAAUCGCAAUCGAAAGUCCGGCUAAACUUCAAUCCCUUCCAGUAAACGACCGAAUGACUGGGUAGAAAGGUAAGCCCGGUCUUUUGCAUGCAACUUCCUUACUCUCGCUACGAUUACCCGGUGCGCUUGGAAGUUCGCAAAGAGUAAAGCGAGCGACGUAUUCACGUAUAAAGUGUAUGAGUAAAAGAGUAAAAGCAAACGAGUGUUGGUGUCGUACGCCGCAUCGCCACCUUUGCUGUUGGUACGCUAAACUCCAGCGAGAUCGACGCAGAUCGAAAGACGAACCAACGCUCUGUCAGUCAGAUCGCGUCCGUCAGCAGCAAAACAAACAGAAAACAUAUGCUCUGAUAUGUUACCGAGCUAUGCACAGUCGCGAAGCAGUUACCGCUCACGUGUUGGCUGAUGUAGACCACUUAUCUCGUGCAAUCGCGUUUAAAUAGUCUGCUCGUUCGUGUCGUACGUCUGGACCUAAUUUGAGUGUAGAGUGUGUGUGUGUAUGUGUUUGUUUUAUGUACAUGUUCUAAAAUACUGAGCUUUGAGUUCACAUGAAAUGGUCAGCUGUUUUGGUGAAUUUUAUACAUUUGUGUAGUGAAUCGAAGAUCGCGUGAACAACGUCUAUAAUUAACGUAUUAAGUUUGUGACGGAAGCUGUGUGGUUUAAACUCAAUUAACGUAAACAAUAACCACGCGAACGGACUGAUAAACAUAUCAGUCGUCUUACACAUGCUUUCCUGUUGUACUCAUGAUUGAUGCAGUAAAUGUUUUCACUUACAUCCUGGGUUCCCUAUGAUGUGCACAGAGUGAUCAAUGAAAAUAAAUUAUCAAUGAAACACCAGUGCUUCGUUUUACCGGAAUAAUAAAUUAUCUCUACGUGCUACCGUUAACCAGUAUCUUAAUGAAUAGUCGAAGCGAAAUGGUAAUAACGCUAAUAAAGUGCUGAAUGUAAGUGAAUCUAAGUGAACUUUACCAUUACUUCCGCACGCCAUUUGGUACAUUCAACAUCUUUGACACACGUUAUAUUGUUCAACGAGGUGGCCAGCGUAAACUUCUAACACGUCUAUCGCGGUUGUCGUUUGUGUCUCGAAUACCUAUGUUUCUGACCCACGUACCGGUAUAGGUGACAUGCGAGAGUCAAGCAAAAACACGGAACCAUCAAGAUUCACAUUGGCAUUGCCUGCUGGAAGCCAACGGUGUCGUCACGCAAAUUUCAUUGUGCUACCAUUUUCAGUCCAGGCUCACCUGAAGGUUGCGAAAACUGCAACUCACGACAUCUAGCUGCACUACUAUCGAAAGAUCGCUUUUAAAUUAUGUAAAUUCAUGCAAAACACUGACGACCCUUUGGCUGCUCGGUCCUGUGAGGGAGACAUAGCAAAACUUAAAGUUCGUACGUAAAGUGAAAUUCGCGACACUAAAUAUGAGGUGAAAUGAAAACAAUAACAAUUUAAGACACGAACGCGACGACGUGAACGCGAAAAGUGGAAGUGUCAUGCGAGCCGACAAAGCCGGAAACCAACCCGCGAGGAGCUAAUGGUUGUUGUUACGGCCAAGCCAUGAACUGAAGAACAACGAGAACGAAACAUCAUUGCCACACUCAACAUGUGUUUUCGUCCAACGGUUCAAACGCGAUGAGAAGACGUUCCAAAAGUGAAACAAAAUACAAAACAAACAAAAGAAAAAUGUGGAGAAAGUAAAACUCAUACGAGUGGUGAGCUUUUGCUGCUAAGGGUUACAGAAUUGGAAUCAGUCUCAUAUCACCUCAACACCAGUCGUAACGCUUAUUGUGCUGAUUUCAGUUCCGGACAUUGGUUGGCGAGGAAAGCGCACAACAACAACAACGAGAAACUUCCGUACAUCUCCAUCAUCCUUUGCAAGCUUUAACGGUCAUUUUAAUUACAAAGAAAAUUAUGUUCCGCUUAUCGUUGCAUGCAACUUGUAAUAUAAUUAAUAUCCAUCCCACCGACUUUACCCCGUAUCAAUCAAAAUCUUACGGUGGGAGCUUAUAAGGUGCGCAUCAUUUGGAAGUGCAUCAUUCUUGUACAGUGACAACACGCGGCAACGGAAAACGCUAGUCGCCGACGAGUAAAUACCCCCCGGAGGAAAGAAUCAUGCAAAAUGUACAAACAAUGUGUAUGGCCAUUUUGCUGUUAAUCGUUGGUUUCGUCGGUGCUGAAAACUUGCUCUUUUCAGACUGUGGCGUUCGUACAUCGCGUCGUCAACCACGGAGUAGUCUUACCAAAACAUCCACUACCACCAACUUCACUCACUCCAGCCUGACACCCUUCGUUCGGAAUCCGAAAAUAAUGCACGGUACGCCCACAGUCGAAGGUCAAUACCCAUGGCAGGUAUCACUGGAGCUGUUGCAUCCGUCAUACGGUUUUAUAGGGCAUUGGUGUGGUGGAGUGCUGAUUGAUCGAAACUGGGUACUAUCUGCGGCCCAUUGUAUCCACAAUGAUUUGUUCAAUCUACCACUUCCCGCCCUUUGGACAGUGGUUCUUGGAGAAUAUGACCGUCGCACUGAAUCUGGAUUUGAGCAGCGCAUACCAGUAGAUAAAAUAAUUUUGCACGAGAAAUAUCAUAACUUCAAGCAUGAUCUUGUGUUACUGAAGCUGGGAAAGCCAGCCAAUACGUCACCGAAUUCGCGUGUCAGGAAAAUCUGUCUUCCGUUUGCAGACUUCAAAGUCAACAGCAUGACAUUCGAUCCAAGGCCCGGGCAACAGACGAAAGUGAACACAGCAAACAAACCAACCUAUUUCUUCGAUAAAACCCAGAGUGACGAUCGGGAGAAUCAAUCAGCACAACAACAAGUCGAAACCGUGUAUGAACAAGACACUGAUGCUUUUCCAGAAUCGGUCCCAUUUAGGGAUGAAAAUUUUUUAAGACACUUUAAGAAAUCCUUACAAACGCCAUCUACCAAUGGUCGACCUUUAAGAUCACGCACAGCACGGUAUAUGAUUAACCAUUUGGUGGCGGAACGGCUCCUGGCUCUUCGUUCCAAUCGCACCCAUCUAAAUUUAUCGAGCGAACAACCAGAAUUCAAAAGUACCGACGAUGGUGGUGACGGUAGACUGGAUCACUCCAGUCGGUCAUCAAGGCGACUGUUCACCAUGGGUAUGUUCAAACCAGACAAACCCCAUCCAAGUCAGAGCAUCAAUGGGAAACGGUGGAUAUACCACCCACUUGCAGGAAAUAUCGUCUUGACUCGCAAUGUGGUGUCCCCCCAUCAGCAUCACCGGGCGAAUCUGAACAGCAAAUUCGGCAACAAUAGGCGACGGAACGAUAAAUUUUCCCAUGCUCCAGUUUACUAUCGCAAAGAACCUAACUACCGUACCGAGGACGCCAUCGAUCCCAUCUCACCUGAACCCAAUGGUCCGACAGCUAAUUCCGCAUCGGAUGUCGAGACGGACCAUGGCCCUUCUACAAGCGCCAUGCCAGAUACAUCGCAGUACGUGGAUUGCUUAGCAACAGGUUGGGGAAAAUCUACUAUCGAUGAUGAACUGACCGAUGUUUUGCUGCAAACGCGCGCACCGAUACAGAGCAGUAAGAAGUGCGAGGAAGCGUAUGGGGAUUUCAUCAAACUACACCGUGGUCAUCUUUGUGCUGGGAAUCUGGACGGAGCCGGGGGAACAUGUGUGGGAGACUCUGGUGGUCCAUUGCAGUGUCGUAUAAGCAAACGGGGACCAUGGAUAUUAGUAGGAAUUACAUCGUUUGGAUCGGGUUGUGCGUUUAAAAACUAUCCCGAUGUGUAUACAAAAAUUUCAUUCUAUCGCCAAUGGAUAGUGGAAACCAUACAAAACAACUGAAAGCCGAGCGGAAGGUGUUGGUGUACUGAAAAGCUAUUUCUACAUGUUUUAAAUUUUCAAACAACGAACAUCGAAUUAAAUUGUGAUAUUAAUUUAGCAAGGUUAUUAGUCAUAAGUUGUUAUUUUUAUUGUGCCCUUUAGAACAUAUUUCGUGUAUAAAAUAGUGUUAAAGAGUAUUGGAUCGUUGAUCCGGAUUUUAUAUUCGAUUUUAAGUUUUAAAAGACGCGUAAAGAAUUCACUCAUCUAUCUUAAUUAGUAUGACGUAAAAUAUUUUUGAAACACCAAGCAAAACAAAGUUUUACUUCCAAUGUAUUGAUGUUAAAAAUAAAUGCAUGUUUCCAAUAAAAAGGAUACCGAAGAGCCGAAAUUUAUAGAACUAUGAGAAAAUGAAUAUAGUGUAAGCAAAGCAAUUAAAGAUCGAUUCUGAAUUGAAUAGACGGCGGAAAACCAUGUUGUUGCGCGCCUUUUCGGUACACCAUGAACUGGUCCAAACCUACCGAGCCAGUAGUAAUAGUAUCGAUCUUUCACAGUACAGAACUGAUACCAAAUCUCAUUUUGAUAUUUCCCACUUGGUAGUAAAGACCAACUAUCCCUUUAUACGGCUAUUUUUGGCUUACUAGAUUUGUUUCACCACGUAGCACUUUAGUGAGUUCUUGCUACGGGAGGACUCGGUAGGGAUGGGAUUUUAUACCCGGAUGUGUGGAACUGGCGCCGUUUAACCCAUGCACCACCGAGUUGUUCCAUGAAAGUGUAUUAUAAUCAUGCGGUUUUGUUGAGAUUAAACUGAAAUAUAUUCCUAUGUACCUGUACUUGUUGAUUCAACUUCCGCCUAUUGGUCAAUUUGUAAUCUGGUAGAAAACGUGCAGCAUUUUUCACUUAACAAAAACAUCCAAUAUUGAGGAGAACAAUAUUGUUAAUGUUAUACAAUUAUCUAUUACUGCUAUUAAUAUGGUUCAUUGUUCAGAUUUUUAAUCUGUUCUUCACUUUCACUCUGUUCUUAAAUAUUAAGCUUAACACAAUUUUAUUAAUACACUUAGAUUUAUAUUACUUACAAGCAGUUACACUACAUCUAUUUUUCUGCAAAUACGAUAAAACUCAUAAACGAGGUAAAGCAGUGAUUUAUGUAACAUUUGCACGCCUGUGUACGCACGUUAUCUCGACUGAAAUGUAACAUUAAACAGAAAGGAAGUUCAAUUGCUCUAGAUUUAUUUUAAAACAUUUCUUCUACUAUUAAAAAUUACAGAUCCUUUAAAUCAGUUAUUUUGAAAUUGAUAUAAAAAAAUGUUAUUUGUUAUACGCGUUGUGUAAUGAAUCGUAAGCGCAACAUUUUCUUCGAAAAAGUGCUCCGAAAAAGCUUUUUUUCGAACAACGCAGUUGCUCGAAACUCAGAAAGCUUGAGAGAACUGCUCGAACAACACAAAUUGUGAGCUGAAUAAGCGGUUAAAUAACGAUAUUAUAGGAUACGCUGGGGAAAGCAUGCCCUGCGAAUACAAGCAGUUCUCAAGAUUCACGCUAUGAUUACCAUGCCAUGCUAUGACCAGAUUAAUUUAAACAAGGAAAAGUUUUUAUUUAAAUUAUUUUAUAAUUGUUAUAAAACUGUAAUGUACAGUGCUAGUUACUAAUAAACUCGUAAUGUGCAGUGUAAGAAGACGUUACACUUACUACAAACACCUGACUAGAAUCCUGUUCUCUAUGAUUGGUCGGUUUGUUUGGACCAGAUUGCAU